CAGAAGCAUAUCAAAAUCAUUAGUAUUGCAAAGAGCUCCACUAUAAUAUAUCUACCUGAAGUUCUCUCCUCAGCUUGGUUAAACCAUGGCUUACAUCAAUUUAUCAAAAAUCAUUUUUUCAUUAAUGGUUCUAGCUAUAUUGUCAACCAAGAGUAACACAAUGGUUCUCGGGGCACGCAAUCUUCUAGAGUCGAACAUACCUGAGGUUCCGAAACUUGAUUUUCCACCUAUACCAAAGCCUGAGCUUCCAACGAUUCCUGAAUUACCUAAGCCAGAAUUACCUAAGGUACCUGAACUUCCAAAGCCUGAGCUACCUAAGUUUAAUGUUCCUGAAUUGCCAAAACUCGAGUUUCCCAAACUCCCUGAGUUGCCUAAAGUUCCCGAGUUGCCUAAGUUCCCUGAAUUGCCCAAACCUGAACUACCUAAAGUCCCCGAAUUGUCUAUGCCGGAAAUUCCAAAGAUACCCGAAUUACCAAAGCCUGAGUUACCUAAACUUAAUGCCCCUGAAUUGCCAAAACUCGAGCAACCUAAAGUCCCUGAAUUGCCAAAACAUGAACUACCUAAAGUCUCUGAGUUGCCCAAACCAGAUAUCCCUAAGGUACCUGAAUUGCCAAAACCCGAGCUACCUAAGGUACCUGAAUUACCAAAACCCGAGCUACCUAAGGUACCUGAGUUGCCCAAACCAGAAAUACCAAAGGUACCUGAAUUACCAAAACUAGAGUUACCUAAAGUACCUGAAUUGGCAAAACCUGAACUACCGAAAUUCAAUGUCCCUGAACUACCAAAACCCGAGUUACCUAAAGUCCCUGAAACUCCUAAAGGUGUUCCAACCAAUACUCCUUAAGUUGGAACUAGUUCCUUUCAUUGCAUAUGCUAAAGUCAUAUAUAGUUUUAUAUACUAUAUUGUGUCUAAAGCUCAUCUUUUGUGAUGGGCGUGAUAUUGUUUAUACAUAUUUUUAAUUCCGAAUUAUAUGUUGUAGAUCACAGAGUGGUUGUUAAGGUUUAGCUUGAACCUUAUUAAGAAUACAUAUUAUGUUUAGUUUGAGCUUAAUUAAAUCGAUUGUACUACUUUUUAUUGUUGGUCAUAUCCUUCAUGUAUAAAUGUUGUUGAAUUUAAUCAUAUUGUAUUUUAGUGAGAAACAUCCAGGAUUUUCAAA
Medicago truncatula (barrel medic) is the source of this 1157-nucleotide messenger RNA. RefSeq names its product protein PELPK1. The record is from RefSeq and is a predicted model, not a curated record. NCBI's taxonomy places the organism in Eukaryota, Viridiplantae, Streptophyta, Magnoliopsida, Fabales, Fabaceae. Bases 86 to 844 code for a protein of 252 amino acids. The transcript has a single exon.